ACUUCAUUAGGGAGAAUGUGGAGCCACUUGAUCAAACUGUUCUUUUGGGGUACUUUUUCCUUGCUCACAUGUAAGAACUACAUAUCAUUUUGAAGCUUGAAUCUCUAAACCAAAACAUGAUGUGGAAAAAGACUUUUCUCGUGUUCCUUUUCUCUCUUUCAAUUCAAAAUGCAGUAUUGGACGAUGAGAGGACAAAGAAAACGGAUGAAUGCCCUUCACCUAGAUUGUCAUCACAAACCACUGUGGUCACAAAGGGUCAAAAUGUAUCUCUGAUUUGCUCCAUUGAGAAAAAAUCUCCGACAAUCAUGUACGCUUUUUAUCGGGGUGACAAAUACCUGAGAACUAAAGAUAACGGUGAAUCCAAUAUUUUCAACUUAAGGAUCUCAGAAGCCCGUGAUUUGGGCCCCUACAAAUGCAAAGUCCAAGAUUCUAUAUCUUCAGCUUACCGCUGCUCAAAAUAUAGUCCUGACUUCAACUUCACAUUACUAGACCCAGUGGCCACCCCAGUCCUGAACAUCAGUGUCAUUCAGACAGAAGCAGGCCUAUAUAUAACACUACGCUGCAUCUCGCCCAACGGCUUAUUGCCCAUCAAUUAUACUUUCUUUGAAAAAAAUGUCGCCAUAUCACCAGCUAUUUCCAAAGAUGUAAGAGAGCCUGCUGAAUUUAACUUCACCCAGAAGAGCACCCAAGGAGAUGAAGAGUAUAGGUGUAAAGCUAAAAACAGAUUGCUUAACAAUGCAAAAUACAGUCAGCACACCCUCAUUCCCUUAACAGACGGAGAUGGCUGUGCUCUCUGCCUGCAGGUACUGCUUCCAGGGUUAUUACUAGUGCUAAUAGUAAUAGCCGUAAUCCUGGCAUGUUGGAUACUACCAAAAUACAAAGCAAGAAAAUCUAUGAGAGAUAAUGUGUCCAGGGAUUAUGGAGAUACGCCCAUGGAAGCUGUAGAAUAUGCAAAUUUCUAUAGAAACCAAGCAGAUAAAGAAUCUGUGCCACGCUUGGAACCAAGGCAGUAUGUUCCCACAGCCCAAGAUGGUACCAACUCCCAGGAGUUACAUUACGCUACCCCCACAUUCCAGAAGGUGGCAUCAGGAAAGCAUGAAGCCUGUAACGAUUACAAAACUAACGAUUACAAAACUAACUACGUAUAUUCUGACCUCAUCUGAAAUUGAAAGAUACAAACUACAUCUCAGGGAUUCCAUCAGAAAUUAUCUUAUUUAUCUGUGUAUUGUCUGUUUUGUCCCACUAGAAUAUAAAGGAUGCUGGUGUUGGUACCUGUGGAUUUUCAAUAUUAAUGUUUUAAUUUUGCCAGUAUGAUUAAAAUUGCACUGGCCUUGGGGGAUAAAAAAGGAUAAAGUUUUUCCUUUUCAGGGCUAGCUUAUUUCUACUGAGGACCCAGCGCAGGCCUGUCCAUGACACCCCGUCACACAGACAGAAUUGGGCUUGGACUGCACAAGAGUCAGCCCCUAACCUGGGUGCUGCAUAUAUUUGCACUUAUACGACCUGUAGCUAACCAUUUUGUGAGUGCCGAAAAAGAAAAAGAGAAAAAUUUUCUGUCUUGUUCACUGAAGUAUCGAAGUGCACAGCAGUAGGCACUUACUAAAAACGUAGAUAAAACACAGUAGGUACUGACUAAAUACUGGGAUAAAAAUAUUCUGGCACGAUAAUGCAUUUACCAUAUAAAGGACAACUGUGAUUUGAUAAUGUCUACGUGACUCAAAGAGUAAGAUUUUAGAACCUGAGAGGAGUGGAAAGUUCAAAUACCACCCUUUCAUUUUAUAUAUGAUAAAACCAUUAGUUGCUCUAUCUAUAGAAACCUAUUUUUAUGCUGACAUCAUCUGAAAGGCAUAUUUUAACAAGUUAUCAAAGAACUGAAGAGUAAAAUGCAAACUUCACAACUUUUCACCCAACAGAUAUGGGUGAUGGAAUUAUCUUCCACUCACUCUCAGAACGGACCAGAAUGCUGGCAAGGAAAGCCCCUUCAGUCCUGACUCAAAAAAUGCACACAAAUAUACAUAAUUUCACUCCUGACAAGUUGAAAAAUGGAAUCAUACACGCUUCUGGGUAUUAUGUCUUAGAGCUGCACAUUGUACAUGCUCAAAUGAACUUGCUGGAUAAAUACACUAUUCUCUGCGCUAUCAAUUAACUAAGGGUACAUGAUUCUAUAAUCAGGAACAAUUUAAAAUUAUAUUUUAUGUAUAUUUGGAAGAGAUUUGUUUCUGUUACUUAUAAGGUAACAUCAUAUAAUCAAAAACUCUCAAUAAAUACAUUUUUUAAUGACAAGUAAGACAA
Trichechus manatus latirostris (Florida manatee) is the source of this 2289-nucleotide messenger RNA. It is a transcript of the gene MILR1, whose product is annotated as mast cell immunoglobulin like receptor 1. Lineage: Eukaryota; Metazoa; Chordata; Mammalia; Sirenia; Trichechidae. Gene Ontology annotation, molecular function: transmembrane signaling receptor activity. Gene Ontology annotation, biological process: cell surface receptor signaling pathway. The transcript is spliced from 9 exons. The record is from RefSeq and is a predicted model, not a curated record. Bases 117 to 1163 code for a protein of 348 amino acids. Gene Ontology annotation, cellular component: plasma membrane.